Molecule: messenger RNA, 633 nt
Organism: Bufo bufo (common toad)
Lineage: Eukaryota; Metazoa; Chordata; Amphibia; Anura; Bufonidae
Exons: 9
Coding region: 1-633 (210 amino acids)
Source: RefSeq, a predicted model, not a curated record
AUGUCCCCAGUUCCAGUUCCACAAAAAGGGGAGGUGGAUCUAACCCUUCUCCAGAAGUUGCAAGAACAAGUUCCUAAAUCAGAAGAGGAAGAGUGGGUAAGGAGUAAGGCCGAGAAGAAUCAGGAAGGUUUGCCUGAAGCUUGGCCUACAGCCAAAGCUAAUGCAAAAAGAGUUGCUCGGAUCUUGCAGCAACAGUUACCCCAGCAGCCAGCCACUAUAAUCCAGCAGCUACCUCCACAGCAGCCGCUGAUCACUCAGAUUGCUCCUCCACAAGCCUAUCAGCCGCCACGGUCAGGGAGCAUCAAAGAAGAUAUGGUGGAGAUGAUGCUUAUGCAGAAUGCCCAAAUGCACCAGAUCAUUAUGCACAACAUGAUGCUGAAAGCACUGCCCCCUAUGGGUUUAGAUCGCCCCGCAAAAAAUGAACCCUCACACAGCUCAAUACUUCAGGACCUUCAUUUUGCCAACCCUGUACUUUUGAAAGCGGAGAAGAUCCGUCCAUCAUCGGUACACCAUCACCACCACUAUACACCACCGGGCCUUCCGCCUGCGCCUCCCACAAUGCAGCCAGCAAUUGGCUAUCCAAUGUGGCCUCAAAUGAUGAUGCCUUCAAACAGCAUGGGGAGACAGAUAUAA